CGACUCUCUCCCACACCCACACCGAAAGCAACCAUCCAACCAGCUCUAAUGUCAACCUCAUUCCCCUUGUUCCGCAAGGCCAUUGAGCCUGGAACUAUUAUCGACCUUGAUAAACCCUCUCCUUCCCGCUGGAAGAUUCUUGAGAAGCUGAAUGAGUAUGAUGGUCAGGUCACCGUGGAGCAAGACAAGAUAUAUGGUUCCAGUUCUUUCGCCUCCGCUAGACUCCUUUGCUAUAACCCUCAACGACGUGCAACGAAAACCUUCAUGCGAGUCUACAUUCAAGUUCCCCAUCGAUCAACUGAAAUAGAUAAUGUGGACACUAGAGGCCAACAAGCUAUAUCAUGGGACCCUCCAGAACUAGCCUCCCUUCUCGAUCUAACUGAAAUGGGCUCAAAUAUCACUCCAAAGCUUCUCGGAUACAAGAUCGGUACCCAGGAUCGCUUAGGGCUAGUUCCGGGUGGUUUUAUCAUAUGGCUUGUUUGGGAAAUUGUUCCGGGGCUACGUCUUGGCGAUCGUGAUGGCGCUGGUCUAUUUUGGGGUCUUACACGAGACGAAAGAGAGCAUGUUCGUGUAGUCUUUACUACCGCUCUUAACAAGCUUAUGAACUACGGAUGGUACCCUUACGAGCCUAUGGUAAGAAGUCUAGUUUGGCACCGGGAGACUCAAACACUCUACUUCAUCGGUCGCUUCAACAAGACUAUGGAGGCUCAAGGUUUAGGUAAACCUAAACAGGUUGAGCCUGCCCAGGUGGUGGCAACUUUUGGGCUUGCUAUGCUGGACCCUCCAGUUAGAUGGGAACAACAUAACUGGGAUAAAGAUACUUCACGCUGGAAAUGGUAA
Penicillium cataractarum is the source of this 840-nucleotide messenger RNA. RefSeq lists its product as uncharacterized. Lineage: Eukaryota; Fungi; Ascomycota; Eurotiomycetes; Eurotiales; Aspergillaceae. The transcript is spliced from 4 exons. The record is from RefSeq and is a predicted model, not a curated record. The annotation marks the transcript as partial.